CGAAACAAUGUAUCAUCAGUUAGAAAGGAUUUGUCGGGGGGAGUGUUUAUGACUUUUCCCAAACAUAAAUAUCAGGCACACACGCACACGGCACACGCACACGCACACGCACAUUCUUUUCCUAUGUUCGAAGGACUUGACGUAGAAAUGGGAAACGCGUGCUCGUUGAAUGGGGAUCAUGUUCUGUCUAUCAAUGAAGCGGCUGAGACACUCCGCGUCGUAGUCCCGCCGGUCAGAUGUUGCUGCUGCGUCUGCUUUUGCUUGUUCUGGGACGAGAGCUUCCCCCUCCGGGCCAUCGUCAACGUGGACACCAUGCCAGAUGAAGCCCGCUGGAACCUGCAGAGGGCGUGCUAUUUCAAAGGUAACAGGCUUGGGAGGAGAACGUACGGUCAGGCUCGUUUCGCUUGGGGAGGUCCCUUGUACCUUUUUUCUGUCACUGACUAUCGCCAGACAUUGGGAAUCACGCUGGAGGAAGGUCAGCGCUUCAGCCGGCUCAUCGUCCAGGUGUCCCCAUGGGAAGAUCCAAAGGCAGUUGCCGACAAGUUGCGAGAAGCCGCUGAAACAGCUAGGAAAUCAUGCCACACUUCAGAAUUGUGAACGUCUUAGAGCACUGCAGACAUAUUUGAUUUGAAUGAGUGCUGCUAAAAGACACAUUCAUCCUAAUAGUAUUGUGUACGGGAUGCUGGGCCUGAUUCCCAUCGCGUGCAGCUCCCGACGAAUAAGACUGGAACCGUCAUCCAUGGUCACCUACACAGGACCUGAACUCUAAUCGCUGUCCAGGGUAGGUAAGCCCCUGUUGGGGUUUCUUAAACCACCACUCCGUUUCAGAGGCGAAGUCUAAGUCAUGAAUAUAACCUGUACGUCAUUCUUCAGAAGCUGGGCACCACCAGACUGAGAAAAGGUCAUGCUGGCGCUUCCGCCUCAGCAAAAGGAGGGUGGGAAGUACUGGUGGUUAAAAAGACAAAAAAACAUCUCUCCAUGCUUGAGCUGGAAGUAAUGCAACAUCGAUCCCCAGCAAAUUGGAUGUUGCCAUAUGGUAUACACAUGACUCAAAUGGCUGGUGGCGCCAGGCAAAACAAAAGAAAAAAGGUCGU
Chara braunii is the source of this 1094-nucleotide messenger RNA. The record is from the annotation of a GenBank genome assembly. NCBI's taxonomy places the organism in Eukaryota, Viridiplantae, Streptophyta, Charophyceae, Charales, Characeae.